Aspergillus aculeatinus CBS 121060 is the source of this 1183-nucleotide messenger RNA. RefSeq names its product KxDL motif-containing protein. The transcript has 3 exons. Gene Ontology annotation, cellular component: BLOC-1 complex; endosome. Bases 352 to 894 code for a protein of 180 amino acids. Gene Ontology annotation, biological process: regulation of protein localization; endosome organization. The record is from RefSeq and is a predicted model, not a curated record. NCBI's taxonomy places the organism in Eukaryota, Fungi, Ascomycota, Eurotiomycetes, Eurotiales, Aspergillaceae.
CCAAUGCCCAAUGGCUCUAUCUCGCCCAUCCCCAAGCCCCCCCUUUCCCCUCAUGGCCUUGCUAAGACUCAUUUCCUUUGAUCAGAGUUCAUUCCGCCGGAUGGAAGACUCUCCGCGGAGGGCUAUAUAAGCCCUCUCCUCGUCCUCCAUUGUCCGGGCCAGUUCCUUCUUCCGUUUCUAUCUCUCCAAGUCUCUCGUCUGCUUCCCUUAAACUCGUCGGAGUCAUUCAUCGACUCUCUUGUAUCUGCCCUCUGACAUACCAGCCCCUUGAUAGGCAUCAGUCGUUGAACCUUCUUUGCCAUUGAACCCACUGUUCUAUUCUCCUUCAUCGGCUCCAAACCUCUUUUCACAAUGGCGACACACCACUAUCAGUCUCCCGCUCUCCCCAUCAACGUCCCCUCUAAGGCUCCAGCUCAGGCUAGUCUUUAUCCUGUCGGUCGAGUGUCGGGAUCACCUCCUGAUAUCUCCGACGCCAGCACCACGGCAGGAAGCCGUACCUCCGCUGGAUUCAGUUAUGCAUCCGGAAGCAUUGGCGGCGAUUAUGACUCCAGCUCUGCCUCAUACUCUGGAGUCGAUGUUGUUGAUGUUUUGAAUGAUCGCAUGCAGGAUAUGUUUGACCCAACACCAUUGGAUAAGGGAUUGGCGAUGCAGGCGCAAGCUUCCGGUCAGUUGAAUGCGAAGCAGCGCGAGCUGAUCGAGCUGCAAGCUCUUGCACAAAGGCGCCUAAAGGGCGUGCGCGCCAGUUUUGCCGAUGGCAUCAAAGUCGCUCGAGAAACCAAGCGGGAUUUGGAAUGGACCCAGAAACGCGUCAAUGCUUUGAAGGCCAAAGCUGAACAUGCUCAUCCCGAUGAGUAUCGGCGUGCGGCCAAGAAAUACACCUUCGACGAUAACUGAGCGACAAAAAGGGAUCGUGUUGGGAAGUGGCCGAGACGAAUUUGCGAGGCAAACACUCCCGUCGAGACCACGAAAGCUGGCUUUCCGGUAAAUUGGCUUCUAUGGGUUUUGGAUUUGGCGUGCUUGAUUUCGGGAUGGACUUUUUUGAUUUGCGAUACCGUUUAGCUGGGAGGGUUUCUGGGAUAACCCCUGUCGUCGAUGUUCCGUUGGCGGCGCAAUGUAAUAUUGGGCCUGCUGGUCUUUGGUGGGAAUUUUCAUAUUCGGCAAUAUAUCUUCAUUUUUCUUGCAG